This is a messenger RNA of Poeciliopsis prolifica (blackstripe livebearer), 3640 nucleotides long. It is a transcript of the gene six2a, whose product is annotated as SIX homeobox 2a. Bases 654 to 1526 code for a protein of 290 amino acids. The transcript is spliced from 2 exons. NCBI's taxonomy places the organism in Eukaryota, Metazoa, Chordata, Actinopteri, Cyprinodontiformes, Poeciliidae. Gene Ontology annotation, cellular component: nucleus; transcription regulator complex. The record is from RefSeq and is a predicted model, not a curated record. Gene Ontology annotation, molecular function: DNA-binding transcription factor activity, RNA polymerase II-specific; RNA polymerase II cis-regulatory region sequence-specific DNA binding. Gene Ontology annotation, biological process: kidney development; regulation of transcription by RNA polymerase II.
AGGGGGGGAGAAAAAAAAUCUGAGCAAUAUUUCUAUUGGGAGGGCGGGCUGGACACGCAGGGAACAAUCGGCUCGACUUUGCCAAGUUGCCACCUCAAAGGGUAUCGGGUUACGCUGAGUGACAGCGUUACCAUGGCAAAUAAUUUGACUGAGGCUAUUGUCUUAUCCUCGCCAUCCCCGGGUCAGAUAACCGACCAAUCAGAGUUCAUAUAAUCGCUUGUCUUGCCAGCUUAGAAUAAUAUUAUUAAAACGAGCCGGCGAGUCUGCUCUCCGGGAGUAGUUUAUGCAGAAUCGGCGCAGAAAAGGUGGAGGCGUACGGAGGAAGGAAGGAGCUCCACAUUUCUCUCUCUCUCUCUUUCUCUCUCUCUGUAUUUUCGCCGCAACUUUCACGAGGAACUGUCGCCUGGGGAUCUGCAUGGCUCAGUGGGCACUGGAGCUGGAUAUUCCCCCUAACCCUUGAGUGCGUAUAGGUUGCUCUUCUGGGACACUGUUGUUGUUUUUUUUGUUUUUUCUUUUUCCUUUCCUUUUUUUUUUUUAAUCUUAUUUUUCCCUGACACUCGUGGACUUACUGCGUGUCGCUUUAAUGAGAGACUGAGACGCGAGACGUGGAAGCGAGGCACAAUCUGAUCUGCGCGGGGUCUGCGGCCGCCGCCAUGUCCAUGCUCCCCACGUUUGGCUUCACGCAGGAGCAGGUCGCGUGCGUCUGCGAGGUCCUGCAGCAAGGGGGGAACAUCGAGCGGCUGGGACGCUUCCUCUGGUCCCUGCCGGCCUGCGAGCACCUCCACAAGAACGAGAGCGUCCUCAAGGCGAAAGCCGUGGUCGCCUUCCACCGGGGCAACUUCCGAGAGCUCUACAAGAUCCUGGAGAGCCACCAGUUCUCGCCGCACAACCACCCGAAGCUGCAGCAGCUGUGGCUCAAGGCGCACUACAUCGAGGCGGAGAAGCUGCGCGGCCGCCCGCUCGGGGCCGUGGGGAAGUACCGCGUCCGGAGAAAGUUCCCGCUGCCCCGCUCCAUCUGGGACGGGGAGGAGACGAGCUACUGCUUCAAGGAGAAGAGCCGGAGCGUGCUGCGGGAGUGGUACACCCACAACCCGUACCCGUCCCCGCGGGAAAAGAGGGAGCUGGCCGAGGCCACGGGACUCACCACCACGCAGGUCAGCAACUGGUUCAAGAACCGGCGGCAGAGGGACCGGGCGGCGGAGGCGAAGGAGAGGGAAAACAGCGAGAACUCCAACAGCAACAGCCACAACCCGCUAUCGUCUUCCAUGAACGGAAAUAAAACUCUUUUGGGGAGCUCGGAUGACGACAAAACGCCUUCGGGGACGCCGGAUCACACGUCCCCGAGCCCGGCCCUGCUCCUGGGCUCGAACGCCGGCUUGCCGCCGCUGCACGGCCUCGCGCCGCCGCCGGGACCCAGCGCGAUCCCGGUGCCCGGCGGCGCAGACUCGGUGCACCAUCACCACUCGGUGCACCAUGACACUAUACUGAACUCUAUGUCUUCUAACCUCGUGGACCUCGGCUCUUAGAAAAAAAAGAAAAAAGAAAGGACACUGAGAGGGAGACAAAAAAAAAACCUUUUUGUUUUUCUUUUCUUUUUUUUUCUGGAGAUGGUGGUGAGAGCGAAGCUUCAAGCACUUGCGGUAAGAAAGACUGGGAGUCUGCGAGGACAGCCACCAUGACAAACCUGUUGGGUCUACGCGCAAGUAAAAUGCAUCUUUUUUUUCUUUUUUUAAAAAACAAAAACUAAAAAAACAAAAGACGUUUUCCCGCCACUUCUUCUCAUCUCAAACUUCAAAUUUGUGAAGUUUUCAACAACCACAAUCUUAGGCUUUAAAGCACUUAAACGACAGCAGCUGAUCAAGCGGACGUCAGGUUCUCGCAGCACUUCGGUCUCGCUGGAGGAGAGAACUGGUAGGGGAGGAAAAUGAGAAGCAAAGGCGUAUAUCUGAAUGUAAUUACAUAUUAUCUUAUAUUGUUGAAAACAAUAAGAAUAAUAAUAAUAAUAAAUAAAAACGUGUCUUAAUUCCUGCACCGUUGUUAUUGUAGGAGACUCGGUUUCCCCCUGCCUGUAUUGUUUACAUUGGGGUUUUCCAAGAAGAGCCAUAUGCAGACUUUCUGUUCUGUUUGUUUUUUGUUUUUUUUUUUUUUUUGCUUUUCUUUCUUAAUUCGGUUUCUUUGUUUUGUUUUUUUUUUUUUUUUGAAGGAGGUCGGACUGAUAUGUUCAAGUGUCUAAUUAGAGCCGCGACGACGUGAAGUAUCUCAGCCUCCCGACAAUAUAUGAUGAUAACAAUGAUGAUGAUGAUGAUGAAUAGUAUUUACAUUUUUAUUUGGAAAGAGACUGCAUGUAAGCUCUGCGCUUAACGGAGGAAUAAUGAAGCGACUCAUAUAGUUCCAUAUAAACUUUCCAAUAAAAGAAAAAAAAACAUCCACGGACUAAAAUCGAUUUAUUCCUGUGAUUCUGGAUCAUUAUUGCCCCCUAAUUUAUAGCAGACCUUUAGAUAACUUUUAUAUAUUUUUAUUGCUUUAAACUAAAGGUGCAACCAUAAAAAUAAAUCUCAUUAUUUUCUUUUCUUUUGCAGUUUUUACUUUAAAGCAUUCGAAAAUGCAAGAAAAUGAGUUGGGCGGAGAAACAAAUAUUGUGUUUUAUUUUCGCGUUGAAAUGAAAAAAACGAGGAAGAGAGAGGAAAAAGAAAAAAGAAAAAACGGAGACACUCAGUCGAGCACUUGGUAAAAGCAACACAAGUCAAGAGGCCGGAACAUGUGGCGCAGAAUCCAGACGCGCAUCUCCGAACAGGGGAGACGUUCAUCUCCACGUCGGAGUGAUGACACCUUAUCUGUCCUCGCUCGCUCAGUUGAGGGGAACAAAAGUGCCGUGCUGGAGUUUUUUCUUUUUUCUUGUCGAUGGAAAGAAGAAGAAGGAGAAAAAAACACAGAACUGGAAAGUAGCGUUGAAAGAAGACACUUUGUUUGAACAGCCUGGACUGUGAAACACCUUCAGCUCCAUCAGCCCGAGAUGUUUGCAAACGUCUCAUCUCAUCUGUAAUUAAAAAAAAAAAGUUUUGUUUUUUAUUGCUUUGUUUUUGUAGAUUCGUAUCCGCAGCUUUUGGUGUUCGCAGUUCAAACGCUGGAGGUGAAGGUGGAAAAUCGCCAUUGUGAAGCCAAGCGGAUGGAGCUCAAACACGGCUUAUAUAAAACACUGGUGGCCCAUCGGAGCCACCCGCAAUUUAAAAUACAGGGACGUGUUGCUGUGCGCGUCUUUUCCCCGUUUCAACACAUUUAGACACCUAUUUAGACUUUUUGUUGUUGUUGUCAAUCUUUUUUUGUACCUCUCCCUUAGACGUCAGUGUCAUUUUAUGGAGAUAUUCUGAGUUUCCAGCUUUUAUGCCUUUUUGACCCCCGUCGUUGUUCACGUCUUUUUUUUUCACAUUUUGCUUCACUUUCCACCCGCAUGUCGACAGUAAGUCUUUAUUGUAUUUUAUUUCAUUAUUAUUAUUUUUUUUAAUCACCUUGUAUUUCCGACCACACUUUAGACAUAUUUAUUUAUUGAUUGAUUUAUGUCUCUGACGUCUUUUCCCUUGAAGUCUUUUCAUUUGAAGCCACAUUUAGACGCCAAUAAACGUCUUUUUUGUUGUUGUUUGGA